AUUCCAGCAGAGGGCGCUCAACAUUUCAAAGAUGGACGAUAAAUCUAGGAAAACAAAUCAUUUUGUCAUUUGAUCUCAUAGAUCUAAAACGUUAAAUUAAAACAAUUUAUACGAGUGUUUUGCCAAAGUGAAAGUUGGAGUACGUUCUUCAAAGUUUAUUUGUUUUUGGUUCGAAUUUAUAUAAGUAUGUCUGAAGCACGGGAAGUAAAAUUGACUUUAUCCCAGUUAUUUAUGUGGUUGCAAGGCCGGCAGAGAUCUUUGGUUGAGGGAGAGGCAGUUUUUGAUGCUGGUCACAUAAUAUUUUGCAAACUAAAAAAGCAAGAUGCCCUGGAAGUGGUUGCAUUAUGUGUGCAAACAUCCAGCAUAAACACUCUGCCUCAUGAAAUAUCGAUAAAAAUUCCGUGUGAAGAAGAUUUAACAACAUGGAGCUGUAAGUGUUCAUGCAAGGCUGGUGAAUCCGGAUGCUGUAAACAUGUGGUGGCAACUUUAAUUUACAUAAAUCGGUAAAUACUUAUUAUUAUUGAUCAUAGGUAUUGAAUUAUUGAUUGUAUAUUAAUAUUAUAUAUUUAUACAGGAAGAGCAAAUUCUGUAGCCCAACUGAACUGGAGCAAGCUUGGGGCGUUAAUAAGCCCCUGAUAAAAGAAACUUAUCAAGGGGAGAGACUGGUCGACUUUGUACGGAAGAAACAGUAUUCUCCAAAUAUCUCCAAUCUUGAUACCAGUAGAAAGAACUUUAAGCUUUUGAGUGAAUAUUGCAAAUCUAAUUCCCCACUGCAUCAAAUUAAAAAUAGCAAAAGGAAGGAUGACUUUUUCAGCUACGACAUAAUAAAAAACAAUUUAAUGUGCAGCCAAUCAAUAGUCAGGGGUAAAGAUGUCGAUUGCAAUAGUAACUUUUAUUUAAGUAAGGUUGUAUUAAAUAUUGAAGAGGCCGAAGAAUUAUACUUUGCCACUUUAAGCCAAAGUGGUAGCAAAUGGUUAGAUGAAAGAAGAUGUAGAAUAACAGGAUCUAUUUGCUACCAGAUAUACACAUAUGCUUUCAAUAGUAAUCCUAACUGGGAACAAAAAGUAAAAUCCAUAUUUUAUUCCACAUUUAGGGGAAAUGCAAAUACAAGGUAUGGAACAGAGCAGGAAGUGAAUGCCUUAAAGUUAUAUAAUGAGGUCCAUGAUUGUGCAGCAAAAAAGGGAGGCUUCAUUGUUAACCCUCAAGUACCAUGGGUCGGAUUCAGUCCUGAUGCCUUGUUAGACGAAGAUAACAAAGUAACACGUCUAAUAGAGAUCAAAUGCCCCAUAUUGGGAAAAUCAAAAUCAGUACUAAGUAUUGUAAGACAAUUAAGUUAUAUAAAAAUUAUCAAUGGUCAAUUACAAUUAAAUAAAAAACAUCAAUAUUAUGCGCAGGUACAAUUGGGAAUGGGCAUUUUAGGAAUAAAAGAUUGCGAUUUAUUUAUUUAUUGUUCCUAUGACAAAUCAUUUUUUACCUUACCAAUAAAGUUUGAUGAAGAAUUUGUCACAAAAAUGUUAACAAUUUUAAAAGAGGUUUAUUUUGAAAAAAUUGUGAAAUACUUGGAAAUACAUAAUCAUUGAUAUUAAAAGUUGUUUUUG
Diabrotica virgifera virgifera (western corn rootworm) is the source of this 1598-nucleotide messenger RNA. RefSeq lists its product as uncharacterized. The coding region runs from base 840 to 1580 and encodes 246 amino acids. The record is from RefSeq and is a predicted model, not a curated record. The transcript is spliced from 3 exons. NCBI's taxonomy places the organism in Eukaryota, Metazoa, Arthropoda, Insecta, Coleoptera, Chrysomelidae.